UUAAGUUUGUAAACGAUUAGGCCUAUAAUAAACAGGUAGAGGAAAUAAAUACGAGAAAGUCGCACGAUAAUUUCGCAUAAAACUGCUAAUUUUGCAGGACCAAGAUGUUUUAAAUAAAUGUAAAAAGUGGACUGUCUGGGUGAUCAACUUUUCAAAAUGUACGAGAAUAACAAAUAUUAGAAUUGGUGCAUCUGAUUGCAAAGUAGUAAAAUUCACUAAAGUAUUAUAGCAUUAAAUCUAAGCUAAGUAACCGUGUUUGGGUAUAUUUAAAAGUUCUGUCCUUUUACAUGAAUAGUACACACGGUACAGCCUGUCUAAAAUGCGGUUAAGUGAAUUAUAAUAAUGAUAGGCUAUAUAAUACAGCGUCUAGUAACAUUUUAUUCAGUCAUUUUUAUAUGAGCGAAUUGAACGAAAUUACUUGAGUAAAUUAAAUUCGCGAGUCUUCAUAUUUGUUGAUGCGUAACUCACCAAAAGUUAUUACCCAAAUAAACCUUAAUUUCAAGAUGAAAGAACCAGAACUACUCUAAUCAUCGAUUUAUGUAGCUUUUAAAUAACACGGAGCGUCUCGUUACUAUUUUGAGAAAUAAGAAUUGCAGAUUCAGUUUUCGAGAUCAGUGAACCUUCGUUUUGUCCGAUGAUAUUAUUUCGAAAGACCAAAAAAAAAAAAAAACACCAAGCACCGAUGAAGGGUGAUGAAGCGGCUACGUUAAGCGGACGCACGGCGGUCCUCCUCCUUGUGCGGCAUCUCCGUGUUUCCCGCAAGUCCCGGCGGCUUUCUGGAUGCGGCUACGUGACGUAGUCGAUACAGAUAGAUCAACAUGCACAGAUGGAUUGAUAGACAGAUGUUGGGGCGGAACUACGACAUAUCUCUACAUUUUUUGCGCCGUGCAAAAUUCGUCCAGAAUAAAUGAUCGGACUGGAAUCGGCUGGGACUCUAACGGGACCGCUGCUUCACAGCAAGAGCUCUGGGAACCAGGAGCGCUGAUACGGGGAUACAAUAAAAAGGUGUUCAUGCUGGAAGUGUUUGUUUUUCAUUUUAUUUUUUUUCGUCAAAUAUCCAUCGUUGUCAGACUGGCGAUCUUUUUCCCAUGGACGCGGUGGGAUUGAGCCAAAGUCGGCUGCCCUGACUGCCCUUCGGACGCGGUCCUCCGGCGACGCGCUAUGAGUUGGGGAAAUUUUCGCGUCGCAGCUACGCAGGGACUUUUCCUCAUUUUUUGCUCAUUUUAACGUUUUACCCUUUAAACGUUCAUUUUACAAAAGGGAUACACCGAGCUUUGCCGCUGUGUUGAAAAGACUUCAACAGACUUCAGGACUUAUCUCAUAAAUUAUCCCACAAGAAAAGGAAUCCAAUAUUUUCAGGGGAUAAAAAAAAAAAUCCAAGCAACACUCAGAAAAACAUCGUUUAUUUUUUUUUCUCGGCUGGUCGAAAAUUUAUUUUGGUUCCUGCAUGAAAAGACUAGAGGAAAGUCACCAGAAGCAGUAUGCCGAGGCGGAAGCAACAAGAACCGAGGCGCUCUGCAGCUUAUGUGCCUGAAGAUGAACUAAAGGCUGCCUCAAUCGACGAGGAGCACCUGCACGAUGAUGGCCUGUCCCUGGACGGCCAGGACGGUGAGCUGGUGUGCAAUGAGGAGGAAGAAGGCAAAGAGCCUCCCAGCUUCCAGAACUCGCCGCUCAGCACCACCACCAAUGCCGACGCGGGGUACGGCUCCCCGCUCAGCGACGCCAGCGACGGACUGCUGGACCUUCGGGGCGUCUUGUUGAAGGAUGUCCGAGAAAAGGGGGAGGCCCGUCCGGCGGCCAAUGGCCUGUCCCUGCAGGACAGCCUGGCGCAGAUGAAAGCAGUCUAUGCAAGCCUGAUCUCCGAUUCCUCCUGGACCAGCAUUGGCGCGGACGUCGUUAAAGCCAAGUUGGCUGGCAGCGGCACCGGCGUUAAUGGCGGGGGCCACAACAAGAGGGGGGGCGCCGCAAGUGGCCAUAUCAGCAGCAGCAAUAGCAAUGGUGGCAGCAGUACCGGAGUCGGGGCUUCAGCCACCACAAACACAACCACAAUCACCUCCACCACCACAGCGGCACACCCCGUUAACAAUACAAGCACUAACAGCGUCACCAGCAACGGGGCGGGCGUGACGUACGACUGGCAUCAGGCUGCCCUGGCGAAGACGCUGCAGCAGGCUCCCUACCACCUGCUCCCCGAGCCCAGCCUCUUCAGCACCGUGCAGCUGUACCGGCAGAAUAACAAGCUCUAUGGGUCCGUGUUCACUGGCGCCAGCAAGUUCCGGUGUAAGGACUGCAGUGCCGCGUAUGACACGCUGGUGGACCUCACCGUUCACAUGAACGAGACGGGUCACUACCGGGAUGACAACAAGGAUAAAGAGGAGGAGCAGGGCAAGCGGUGGUCCAAGCCCAGGAAGCGUUCUCUGAUGGAGAUGGAGGGCAAGGAGGAUGCACAGAAGGUGCUCAAGUGUAUGUACUGCGGGCAUUCGUUUGAGUCACUGCAAGACCUGAGCGUCCACAUGAUCAAAACGAAACACUACCAGAAAGUGCCUCUCAAAGAGCCCGUUCCAGCCCUAGCCACCAAGCUGGUCCCCUCUACAAAAAAACGGGCGGCAAUUCAGGACUUGGUCUCACCAUGUUCCCCAGAGUCUAUUAGUAGCACACCCAUCAGUGAGACGGGGAAAGACUCCAAAGCAGCUAACCCCUAUGUCACACCCAACAACCGCUACGGCUAUCAAAAUGGGGCCAGCUACACCUGGCAGUUUGAAGCACGCAAGGCCCAGAUCCUGAAAUGCAUGGAGUGUGGGAGCUCCCACGACACCCUGCAGCAACUCACCGCCCACAUGAUGGUCACUGGCCACUUUCUCAAGGUCACCAACUCGGCUUCCAAGAAGGGCAAGCAGCUGGUGUUCGAUCCGGUGGUGGAGGAGAAAAUCCAGUCCAUCCCGCUGCCACCCACCAUUUCAAGGUUACCGACGCCCGGCAUUAAGUCACAGCCCAAGUCUCCGAGUCACUCCUCCGGCCCAGAGGAGAAGAGGGAGCAGGAGGAGGAAAGGAUGGAUGUAAGUGAGCUGGAAAAGAAGAUCAAAGUAGAGAAGGAGGAGGCCGGAGAGAAGACUGACGCAAAUGCACCGUAUAAGUACCUCAGAGAGGAAGACCUGGAGGAGACUCCUAAAGGUGGGCUGGACAUCCUCAAGUCUUUGGAAAACACAGUGUCUAGUGCAAUCAGCAAGGCCCAGACUGGAACCCCAACUUGGGGAGGAUAUCCCAGCAUUCAUGCUGCCUAUCAGAUCCAGAGCUCGAUGAAGUCGUCCUUGUCCUCAGUGCAGAGUGUCCAGGUCCAGUCGACAUUCAACAGCCACCCGAAAGCACUGCUGUCUGACUCUGUGCCAAUCGUCCACUCUCCGCGAAGCCCAUCCCUGUCCCCUCUCCACCGAAACAACGUCUCUGCCAUGGAGGAACUGGUGGAGAAAGUCAUGGGGAAAACGGUUGUGAAGAAGGAGAAGGAGGAAGAGAAAAGUGCUGAUAAAUUCAAGUCCCUCCUUGUGAAAGCACCUUCUCCUGAGCUGAAGGCAUACAGGGAUGCCCCUACCCCUGAUGACAUCAGCAGCAAGCCCAGGGUGAAGAACGGUAGUGCAGGUGUAGAGAUGGUAUCCCUCUGCAAGCGGGAGCCCAGGGAGAGCCUUGUGGAUUUCCGGGUAAAGAAUGGCACAGAGGGUCACAGAUCACCCCUUAGCAAUGGCUGCAGCAGCUUGGGGAUAAUCACCGAUCAUUCACCUGAGCAGCCUUUUGUUAACCCGCUGAGUGCUUUGCAAUCAAUAAUGAAUGCCCACCUGGGCAAGCCCUCAAAGCCUGCCAGCCCCGCCUUGGACCCUCUGGCUAUGCUGUACAAGAUCAGCAACAGUAUGAUGGAGAAGCCCACCUACAAGCCAACUCAGGUUAAGCCGGCUGAGUCCAUGAAUCCGUACUGCUAUGAAGAUGAUGACCAGCCCAUGGACUUGACCAAAUCCAAAAACAGUAAUGGCAGCCGCGCUGCUCCAGUCAAUAACAGCAGCCAUAAUGGGAACGGCAGUCGACCUGCUCGCGCGAGCUUGCCGGAAACCAUCCCAUCCCCACUGCGGGAGAAUGCGCUGAUGGACAUUUCAGAUAUGGUGAAAAACCUCUCGGGCAGGCUGACACCCAAGUCCUCUACCCCGUCCUCCAUGUCGGAGAAGUCAGACGCCGAUGGCAGCACCUUCGAGGAUCCACUGGAGGACAUGUCCCCCAUUCAGAAGCGAAAAGGGCGCCAGUCAAACUGGAAUCCCCAACACCUCCUCAUCCUCCAGGCCCAGUUUGCCUCCAGCCUUCGAGAGACGCCUGAGGGGAAGUAUGUAAUGACUGACCUCAGCCCCCAGGAGCGGGUGCACAUCUGCAAGUUCACGGGCCUCUCCAUGACCACAAUUUCUCACUGGCUAGCCAACGUCAAGUACCAGCUAAGGCGGACAGGCGGGACCAAGUUUCUGAAGAACAUAGACUCAGGGCAGCCAGUGUUCUUAUGCAGCGACUGCUCCUCUCAGUUCAGGACUCCCUCGACCUACAUCGGCCAUUUGGAGUCACAUCUGGGCUUCAGCUUAAAGGACCUCUCAAAGCUGUCCAUAGACCACAUCAGGGAGCAGCAGGCUAUGGCGAAGGCGAUCGCUGACAAUGCCUUCGGCUCCUUGGCCCUGUCGGAGGAUGACUCGCUUUACCAGUGCAAGCUGUGCACUCGGACCUUCGUCAGCAAGCACGCGGUAAAGUUGCACCUGAGCAAAACGCAUGGCAAGUCCCCCGAGGACCACUUGGUGUUCGUCACGGAGUUAGAGAAGCUGGACACACCUUAAAGCCCAAGGGAGCAGCUGUUUAGUCUGACCAGAGAAUUUUGUUUGCACUAAAUUUGAUCACCCUACUGCACUGGGCAUGAAAUGAGCCUUCAAGUUGGUCUUUCUUGUGUUGUUAGGCAGUUUAACUGGACCAUGACUUUAUUGCUUUUUUUUUUUUUUUAACCUUGUUUGUGCAUGUCAUAUAGUGAUUCAAGCUUAUAUACUAGUUUUCAUUUAUGCGAAAACAAAGAAACAAGAUACUACUGUUUUUUUUUAUUAUUAUUAUUUUGUAAAGCAGUGGCCGAAAACAAAAAUUGAGAACUGUGUAAAAAACUAAUUUAAACGAAGAUGCUAAUGAGAAUUAUGUACACCAAACAGAGGGCUACUGCCCACAUGAAGACGGAAGUAGCACCUUAAAACAUAAAAGCUUAUUUUGUGAAGAAAGCCCCAGGUUUGGUUUUAUUUGAAUAGCUAAAAAUUGGACUGAUUUGAAUGAUGUCUUAACCUCUAUUGUUUCCUAAAACGAUUUACUGGCAUUUACAGUUCUAAAGUUGACAGCUCUGAAAGGAUCUGUAAAUUCUCGAUAAGCACUGAAGAUGAGUAAGAUCAAACCCUUUUUAAGUGUACCGACAAGAGGUAAUAUUCAGUUGCUGCUUUUAGACUUGUAAACCAACUGAAAAUAAUGUAUGCAAUUUUUUAUUUACAUGUCGUAUUUUCCAUUGUAAAGUAUCACUUUUUAGUAAUUUCCAAAUAUAUGGUUUGUUACAAGUUUAUUUCUAUAGUGCGGCACUUCUAUUUCAAACCAUGUAAAAACAUGGACGUCUGUCACGUGUAAAUGCUUAGCAACAUUGUGUAAAACUACGUAUGACAUAUCUUGCGAAAUGCAACGGCUUACGAUUAUUUGUACUUUAAGACCUAUGUGCAUUCUUUAACUUUUAUAUUGUCCUUUUAUAUAUAUUAAAAUAAAAACAAAACAAAUUAUGUAUAUAAAUAUAUACUGUAGAGCCACAAAAAAUGUUUUGUUUUUUUUAAUAAAAUGUAUCUCCUACAGCUUGGUUUACAGAAGUAAUUUUAACUAUUCUUGCAUCCGUUUUGAUGCAUGAUAUUGUGUGAAAAUAAAGGCAAUGCGAAAUGCAUAUACAUUUCAAUGUUUUAUUACUGUAAAAAUUGGCUCGCACCAAUAAACGUUAUGUUUCGUUUUGUUUUUUCCUAAUUGUAAAAUAAACCGUAAAACAGCUCUGA
This is a messenger RNA of Paramormyrops kingsleyae, 6074 nucleotides long. Its product is annotated as teashirt homolog 1-like. The record is from RefSeq and is a predicted model, not a curated record. Gene Ontology annotation, cellular component: nucleus. Gene Ontology annotation, molecular function: DNA binding; DNA-binding transcription factor activity, RNA polymerase II-specific. NCBI's taxonomy places the organism in Eukaryota, Metazoa, Chordata, Actinopteri, Osteoglossiformes, Mormyridae. Gene Ontology annotation, biological process: regulation of transcription by RNA polymerase II.